This is a messenger RNA of Sardina pilchardus (European sardine), 2870 nucleotides long. RefSeq names its product cytokine receptor family member B12 (gene crfb12). Gene Ontology annotation, biological process: cytokine-mediated signaling pathway. Gene Ontology annotation, molecular function: cytokine receptor activity; protein binding. The coding region runs from base 282 to 1772 and encodes 496 amino acids. The record is from RefSeq and is a predicted model, not a curated record. NCBI's taxonomy places the organism in Eukaryota, Metazoa, Chordata, Actinopteri, Clupeiformes, Clupeidae. The transcript is spliced from 8 exons. Gene Ontology annotation, cellular component: plasma membrane.
GAAUGGAUGAUCAGUUACCAAAAUGUAUCAUCAGUGGGCGAAAAGAGGAUGCAUGGGCCAAUUGAUGAUACCCAUCGCCAACUCAUGAUAUCAUACGUUUCGUGAUUUAUGAAUUUUGGGAAGGAAUCUCACUGACACUGACACACACUGAGACUGACAUCGUUCCACAUUAAAGGGACAGGUCUGAGAAAUAUCUGAGAUAUCCAAUGGAGACAGCACAACAUCAGUCAUCAUGCCUGGAGUGAAACUGUUUCGGCCACGGUGUAACCAAGCCCACCGAGAUGUCCUCUCAGGGUUGUCUCUCUGGUGUCGUGGCACUCUGUGGUUUGAUGUGGUUCCUCGGGUGUUGUCUUCCCUCAGAAGGUGUUCUCUCCAGCCCACAAAACCUGAAAGUGGAAGUACUGGAUUUUCAUGCCCAGGUAGAAUGGGAGUCGGGUCCGGGAAAUCCAAGCAACACUUCAUACGUGCUGGAACUCCAAGAAUUUGGGGAACAACAAUGGACCAAAAUUGAAAAAUGCACCUCCAUGUUGAUUUGUGAUUUGGAUGACUUUGAUGACCUGAUGAAGAGCUACUUAAUAAGAGUGAAAGCGGAAUGGGGACAGGAAAGCUCUGAAUACGCAAAUAUCUCCUCUUUUCAGCCUGAUGCCGAUACUCGGUUCAGCCCUCCUUCAUUAAAUGUGAUGGUUCAAGAGGGAUCCAUCUUCGCUGAUAUUCAUCACCCUGUCACAAAAAAGAUGAAGGGACUAAAGUUUAAUAUAUACCUCUAUCGGAAUGCGUCUGGACAGCAGACAAAGGUGACAGAGAAAAUAUCCGCUGAGGGAGCUCACUCUUUUCACAACCUACCUCCUGAUCGGUACUGCCUGAGGGUUUCCGUGCACAACUACCGUAACAGUUUGCAGCAAGAGUUUGCAGAGGAAUGUAUUAUCUUCCACCCAGCAGAUGAAUGGCCUUCAGUGAGUGUGGCACUGGGUGUGUCACCCCUUCUUUUGGUCCUUCCUGCUGGACUGAUUGUAAUGUUGGUAUUGUGCUACCUAUGGUCCAAAUACCCCAAAACUCCACAGGCUCUGAAAGUCAGACAUCGGGAGUCCAAAUUGCUGCAGGUCAUUCCUGACAAGACCAGAGCUGUGGCAAUCUCACACCAGACGUGGGAUGAUGGUGAAACUGUCGUCUACGUGUUGAAACAUGAAGAGGACAACUGCUCAGCCUCUAAGACAGGCUCGACCUACAUAAGGGGCAGAAGGUCACUUUACUGUGAAGAGGAGGAUGAUGAAGAGGAGGAUAAUGAUGACGAUGAGGAUGAUGAAGGUGAUAAAUGCCCUCGUGACUCUGCUGGUUACGGGCUGGAGCCGGACAGCAGUGAGGAGGGAGCCCUUGAGGGGAGCACACCAUCACGCGCCGCUGCCUGCGUAAACGAGACCGAAGAAUUGGAAGGAAAUGAACAUCCAAGUCCAUACAUGGAGAGACGGAUGGUUGGUGCGCAGUGGCAGGUCCAUGUCCCAUUAGGCUCUGUCAAUAUUCAGGCAGCCAGGAGUGCGGAAAGCCUAGAAUUCAUAGAGGAAACAGCAGAAUCACCUCCAAAUAUUUCAUCAGAGAGCCUAGUGUCCAUAGAAGAAACAUCAGAAAUACCCCCAAACAGUUCAUCGGGCUAUGAGCCACGGCAAACACUUCCAAACAGUUCAUCGGGCUAUGAGCCAUGGCAAACACUUCCAAACAGUUCAUCGGGCUAUGAAACCCGUCCAUUGAUCUGUGAUAACAGUGAAGAAAACCAGUGAGUUGGGGCAUCGCACCCAUCGUGGAUCCUGUUCUAGCUCCUAUCUCAACAGGACUGAUCGCAGGACUGUCUUCUGUCUGUCUGGUGUACGGACCGGUGCUACCAAAGACUCUGUUUGACACUUUGUGAUUACCUGCCUCUCUGCCCAGUGAGUGUUGGCCACAGCAUGUCACCACAGUCCUCCUCGCAAGUACCUUGGGCGAAUCCAGACAAACCUGUUAGCCAAUUAGAAUUUGCUCUGCAGGUCAGUCUGUCAAGGAGGCCAUUGACACCCUUUUCCAAUGUUCCAAAACCCCAUGCACCAAUCACAAUCGCUUAUCCAGUAUGGGGCGGGCUUUAUGAGAGAACGAGCAAUGCUCUAAAGAUAAAGUGACUGAUGACUGCGCUGAUAGAGACUCGGUGAAACAGAUAUGCACAUGUGUUGAGUAAACAACUGCUUUCAAAACCUUUGUUUACAAGAAAGAAUUGUGAUUGCUGCACUUUUGGAAUGAUUUUAUAAGUGUUUAAUACACCAAUUUAAGUUGAUCUUCACUGUUGGUAAUGCCCUUGGAAGUCAUAUGUUAAUGAAGUCUUUCCAGAAUCCCUCUCAAUAUCAAUGGAGAUUUGAAAGGGAUCUGGUGUUAACAGGUUACCUCACCAAUAUGUACUGUACUGUACUGUACGGCCAUCACCAAGUUGCACCCGUUUUGGAGCAUGAAAAUGGAAUGCCAUUUUUAUGGUGACAUUUGUUUUUCUUCUUCUUCUUCUUCUUCUUCUUAGUAGUAGUAGUAGUAGUAGUAGUAGUAGUAGUAGUAAUAGCAAUACUAGCUGCAGCAACAUAGACACAGUUUUAUAGAUGCACUUUUGUUGCUGCACUGGUCAAAUAUUACAUGGUGCUAGUUUUUAUGUAUCAUAUGGAUUCCACGAAGCAAAUGAGAGUUUAAUUGAAAUGUUUUUUUUUUCUUGUACAGAUGUUUGAUAUUUUAUGUGUAAAUAUACUUGCAGUAAUAUAUACUUGUACAUAGCAGAUUUUUACAUUUUGUCAAAUGUUGCCAGUGUUAGGGUGUGUGUGGUGAGUGAUGAACAUAUUGUGGUUUAAGAUCUGAAUAAAGUCACAUGG